Molecule: messenger RNA, 671 nt
Organism: Cannabis sativa
Lineage: Eukaryota; Viridiplantae; Streptophyta; Magnoliopsida; Rosales; Cannabaceae
Exons: 3
Coding region: 67-504 (145 amino acids)
Source: RefSeq, a predicted model, not a curated record
AUAAUGCAUGCAUGGCUUAACUUAUAAUAAACCCAUUUAAUAACUAAAACAAACCCAUUUAAAAAAAUGCAUCAUUUUGUUGUGAAAAGCAAUGUUUUCGAUUCAGAUUCGAACUCAAAUCCAAAUAAGCUUAAGCUCGGCUAUGGCGGCAGCAGCAAUGAACGGCCUCUUUGUCCCAAGCCUCGCCGACCAGUUGGACCUGCCAUUCCCGACUUCCUCAAACCUCUUAGAUGCUCCAAUCACAGCCAAUAUAGCAGCGAUGAAAGAAGCGGAAUCUUGAAUUUGAUAGAAGAUAAGAAUGGUGUAGUGGAGAGAAGGGAAUGUAUAUGCUCAUCAGAGUCAGUAGCGGCAUGUUAUUCGGGUUCUCCUCCGGGUCGAACCGAUAACCCGUUGGUUCACGACGUCCAUUUUACGCAGUACCAGAUGGAACUUGUUUCGCCAUUGACACGAGCCAACCUCUCUGAUACAAGAUUUGUCUUCACCAACUCCACAUCUCCUCUUUGAGACUGAAAACGACCACGUUUUGCCACCUCAUUUCAUAUUUCAUAACAGAUUAAUUGCAGAUAUAUAUUACUAUUAUUAUUGUUGUAAUUUUGUUAAAAAUAGAUAUAUGAUAUUAUUUAGAUUAGGGAUUCUUUUUAUUUUUUUAAACGUUGAAUUUUGCUGUAAUA